AUUUUGCUAUAAACAUGUGUGUUGUUUGUAUGUGUUCGGCAUACGACGUGAAGUUUUUGUGCCUAAAGUAACACUUUACGUAGAUGAAGAAUUUCUACAAUGCCGUACGCCAAUCAACCAACAAUUAGUAUUACGGAACUAAAAGAAGACAACGUCAAAUUUGUCAUUGAGGACACUGAUUUGAGUGUUGCAAACAGUCUUCGUCGAGUAUUCAUCGCAGAAACACCAACAAUCGCCAUUGAUUGGAUCCAGAUUGAGGCAAAUAGCUCAGUGCUCCACGAUGAGUUCAUUUCACAACGAGUGGGUUUGAUUCCCUUAACAAGUGAUGAUGUUGUUGAUGGGAUGAACUAUAAUAGGGAUUGUAAUUGUGAGGAAUUUUGCGCAGACUGCUCUGUAGAAUUCAUCCUCGAUGUCAAAUGCACGGACGAUCAGACACGGCAUGUUACAUCCAGAGAUCUCAUCUCAAACAACCCCAAAGUAGUACCGGUGACCUCAAGACACAGAGAGGAUGAAUCAAGCGAGUAUGGUGAAACAGACGAUAUCCUAAUUGUCAAGCUCCGCAAAGGGCAGGAGUUGAAAUUCCACGCCUUUGCGAGAAAAGGCUUCGGUAAAGAGCAUGCCAAAUGGAUCCCCACAGCUGCUGUUGCGUUUGAAUAUGAUCCAGACAAUGCUUUCAGAAACACAGUGUUCCCUAAACCAGAGGAAUGGCCGAAGAGUGAAUUCACAGAGCUGGAUGAAGACACACCUGAGGCCCAUUUUGACCCCACAAGUAACCCAAGGAAGUUCUGGGUCAACGUUGAGUCGUGUGGCGCCCUCAAACCAGAGACGAUCGUUCUCACGGGUCUGUCAGUUCUCAAGAAAAAGUUGAGUGACUUACAAACACAGCACAGCCACGAAACACAGAGUGAAGGAUUGGCAAUUAAUUAGUUUGUUUAAAGGGAAAUAUACUUUUAGAUAUUUUUUACUGUUGGAAGUAAAAACGAAGAUGUCAAGACUUGGGGGGGGGGGUUGCGGUUAGUGGAGGAUGUUUAUGUGAUGCGUUCAAGUAAUAUUAGUUGUUUGCCGGCCCAGGUCAUUUAAAAAACUAUAUACAUUUUAAUUUUAAACUUUAAUUACCAGUAUGCAUCUAAAUUGACUUUGAAAAGUUAUUUAAAAAGUGUCACAGUUCACAGAAGAUAAUAUUGCUUGAGAAAGUUCUGUGUUUAGCAAAAUUCAACAGGGGACCUGACUCUUAUAGGCAACUUUAUGAAGACUUUCUAAACUGGCGCUUUUACGACUACUUGGAUAAAAAGAACUUACAAAUGACACAACAUCUGGGUAUCCUACUACUGAAUAAGAAUAUUUAGUAUUUUGUUUUUCUCAGUUGUCCCUCCAACCUUAUCAUACCACUAUCGAUUUUUUUUAUAACUUUGUUAUCAUGAAGUGUUUCAGAAAACUGCUGUAAUUUUGAUUAAAGUCAAGUACUAAGAGA
Asterias rubens (European starfish) is the source of this 1471-nucleotide messenger RNA. Its product is annotated as DNA-directed RNA polymerase II subunit RPB3-like. NCBI's taxonomy places the organism in Eukaryota, Metazoa, Echinodermata, Asteroidea, Forcipulatida, Asteriidae. Gene Ontology annotation, biological process: DNA-templated transcription. The transcript is spliced from 7 exons. The coding region runs from base 100 to 927 and encodes 275 amino acids. The record is from RefSeq and is a predicted model, not a curated record. Gene Ontology annotation, molecular function: protein dimerization activity; DNA-directed RNA polymerase activity. Gene Ontology annotation, cellular component: RNA polymerase II, core complex.